AAAAAAAAAAAAGAGGGCAAAGCAAUAAAGAAAGAAAAGAGAGGAGAAAGACAAAGGUUCUCUCUCACACUCUCAAACCUCCAUGAUUUAAAUUCUCUCAACAGCAAGAUUUUGGUUUCCUCUAUUUAAUCCAGAACAGGAAGUCGCUUCAAAACUUUCUACAAAGACUCUGUUUGGGAGCUUCAAAGAAAAGGAAACAGAAAGUAAGAGGGAGAUUAAAUUCAAGAAAUCAUAACGAAAGUGAGAAAAAAAGAUUCAUUUGUCUUGAUCAAUCAAUCAAGAAAGCAAUUAAUAUGAAUCGAGGUCUUUUGCAAAGCUCACCGCCGAUGCAGCAGAUAAUGGCCGGAAACCCUAACUGGUGGAAUAUCAAUAACAUGAGGCCACCAAUUACUCAUCAACAAACCUUAACCUCUCCUUUUCUUCCUCCUCCUACUCUUUUUCCUCACUACACACCUUCUCCUCCUUCUUCUUCUUCCUCUACUUCCUCUUCUUCUUCGUCUUCUUCGUCUUCUUCACUUACUAUUCCUUCUUGGCAUGAUAAUCAAGAUCAACUUCCAGAAUCCUGGAGCCAACUCCUCAUGGGUGGAUUGAUGGAGGAAGAUAAAGGAAACAUGGGCCAUUUUCAAGUAAGAAAGUUUGAGAAUUGGGAGGAGCAAAUGUUACAUCAUCAAGCUUCAAGUGGGUCUGCUAUUGUGAAUGUGAAGCAAGAAAACUGUCCUAGCAGUUAUGUCUAUGGACCUGUAAAUGACGAUUUUCAGACAACAAAACCUAGUUGGUCUCUGAUGAUUCCUCCUCCUGCUUCUUCUCCUAAGUCCUGUGUUACAAGUUUCAGUAGUAACAUGUUGGAUUUUUCAACCAACAAAGGAGAUGGUUGCAGGCAUCCACCGCCAGAUCGAUCCUCCGAGUGUAAUAGCACUGCAACUGGUGGGGCUCUUAAGAAAGCUAGGGUUCAACCUUCUUCAACCCAAUCUACCUUUAAGGUGAGGAAGGAGAAAUUAGGUGACAGAAUCACUGCCCUUCACCAGCUCGUUUCUCCAUUUGGAAAGACUGACACAGCCUCUGUCUUGUUAGAAGCUAUAGGGUACAUCAGAUUCCUUCAGAACCAAAUUGAGGCUCUCAGCUCGCCGUACUUGGGCAGUGGAUCCUCAAACAUGAGGCAGCAGCAGCAGCAGCAACACCAACACCAACACCAACAAUCUGUUCAAGGAGAAAGGAAUUGUAUAUUUCCUGAGGACCCUGGUCAGUUAUUGAAUGAUAACUGCAUAAAGAGAAAAGGAGCUUCUGAUCCACAGCACUACAAUGAAGAACAAAAGAAGGACUUGAGGAGUAGAGGGCUGUGUCUGGUCCCAGUGUCAUGCACUCUUCAAGUUGGAAGCGAUAACGGAGCAGAUUAUUGGGCUCCCGCCCUUGGCGGAGGAUUCUGAUGAGAAGGAAUAUUCCGAUGGAUUAUUGAAUAUCGCAGCACACAACAGACAAGACAAGAGCUUCUUCAUAAAACGUUAUAACAUCAUUAGCAGUCACUCUGCUAAAAAUCUAAGGCUGAUUGCUCAUGAUGCUAUACAAUCUGGCUACCUAUAAUAUUUAUAUAUAUAAACUAAGUUGUGUGCUCUCUCGCUACUUUAAAUUAUUGGACUUAAUGCAAGUCCUUAAUUAUAUAUAUUACUCUCUCUAAUUUAAUAUUAAACUUAUCUAUAUUUCUUUAAUUUCCUAAUUAGUUUAGUGGCUGCUAGUGACAUGUCUUGUUAAUUAAUUUCAUGUAUAUGCAGCUCUACUGAGAUAUUAGUAUAAAUCAUUUUAAUGUUGCUCUGUGUUAAGCAGCAUUCCUGAAAUCAGUCGAGCUAGCAUCAAUUGAGAUAUAUUCUAUUUCAUUUUCCCCA
This is a messenger RNA of Jatropha curcas, 1877 nucleotides long. Lineage: Eukaryota; Viridiplantae; Streptophyta; Magnoliopsida; Malpighiales; Euphorbiaceae. The record is from RefSeq and is a predicted model, not a curated record.